Molecule: messenger RNA, 2509 nt
Organism: Colletotrichum scovillei
Lineage: Eukaryota; Fungi; Ascomycota; Sordariomycetes; Glomerellales; Glomerellaceae
Product: subtilase
Exons: 6
Coding region: 206-2509 (767 amino acids)
Biological process (GO): proteolysis
Cellular component (GO): cytosol
Molecular function (GO): serine-type endopeptidase activity; tripeptidyl-peptidase activity
Source: RefSeq, a predicted model, not a curated record
CAUUACGGAACCCAUGCUCACACGAGAUGCGGGGCAAUUAAUACGCAACACCGGAGACUGCGAAAUGUGCUCAAAGAAAGGAUGUGAUGGGCUAUCGCAAUGGUUUAUGGUCUGGAUGCUCGCUGUCUCUAUACUCGACGUGAUAUAUUCACCGGUUACAGCAAACUCGUGAAGGUAAAUGUGAAGAACUUCGCCGAGAGCCACGAUGCGCUGCCUAUGGAUCUUGUCCGCCCUCGCCUUCGUCGGCAAGACCGCCGCUGAAGACAUCACCGACGAGGACACUCCAAAGAUUGAAGCAAACCGCUUCAUCAUCGAAUUCGCCAGCGGCACCCACACCAAGACCAAACGCAACGAACUCUCCUCCACAGGAAUCCGCGUCCUCAAAACCUUCGACUCACCCCUCUUCUCCGGCGCAAGUCUAGAAACAAACAACCACACCCUCGACUCCCUCCUCAUCCUCCCAGACAUCGUAGCCGUCUGGCCCAACACGCAGGCAUACCUCAUCGCCCCCGUCAAGCGCCAAGUCGCCGUCGACCCUACUGCCGCAGCAGCGCACGCAGUCCACUGGGCUACGGGCGUCGAUGAACUCCACCAACAAGGCGUCCGCGGGCAGGGCGUGAAAGUCGGCAUCGUCGAUACGGGGGUAUGGUACAGACACACCGCCCUCGGGGCGGGCUUCGGUCCCGGGUUCAAGGUUGCCGGCGGCUGGGACCUCGUCGGGGACGGGUGGGUCGUCGGCACCGAGAAGAAACCUGACGCGGACCCGGCUGAUGAGCAAGGGCACGGAACGCAUGUUGCUGGUAUCCUUGCCGGGGAGGAUGUUUCUUCCGGGUGGGUUGGUGUUGCGCCUGAUGCGAGUUUGUAUUCGUAUAAAGUCUUUGGGCCGGGUGAUGGGACGGAUCAGGCGACUAUUAUCGAUGCGUUUCUCCGGGCGUACGAUGAUGGGAUGGAUGUUAUCACCGCUAGCAUUGGUGGAAGAGGAGGCUUCGCGAGUAAUGCCUGGGCCGUCGUCGCGAGUCGCAUCGCUGCUGAGGGUGUGGUUGUCACCAUUGGCGCCGGGAACUCGGGGAAUGGAGGGGCGUAUUAUGCUAGCACGGGAAGUUCAGGUGAGAAUGUGCUCAGUGUUGCGAGCGCGGAGGUGAAGCGCGACGAAACGACAGGGGGAGAUAUCCUGCGGCCGUCGUAUUUCACCAGUUGGGGCGGGUUGUAUGAUUUGUCUGUCAAGCCUGAUGUUGCUGCGCCUGGGACGGAUGUGUUUAGUACGUGGCCCGGCGGGGAUGAUAAUGAGUUUGUGUUGCUGUCUGGGACGAGCAUGGCUACGCCGUAUGUUGCCGGUGUUGCGGCGUUGUAUAUCUCCAAGCAUGGCGGCAGGAGCAUUCACGGCAAGGGGUUUGCGAGGGAUCUGAGUAUGAGAAUCAUCUCGACGGGGGCAUCGCUGCCGUGGUUGUUGUAUAGUGGCGAGGCGGAUGAGGCGUACCGAGCGCCGUCGCAGCAGGUUGGCGGUGGGCUCAUCGAUGCUGGCAAGGUUGUUGGGUAUCGAACGAGCUUGGAGCUGACGAGGUUUGGGCUGAAUGAUACUGCCAACUUCCGCGCGAAUCAAGCAGUUCUGAUCAGGAACGGCGGUAAUCAGACCGUGAGGUACAGCUUCGAGGUUGAGAGCUGGGCUGGGGUUGAGAUGCUCAGGGCGUUUGAUGGGCGGGAUCCGGGAGAGACGCCGAGGAUCAAGUAUAGGGCGGAGAUUGUACCUCGUAAGCUUCGAGACGAGCAGAGUGAGUCGUCUUCAUUUCGAAGAACGGGUAUUGGGCACCAUGCUGACUUUGCUAGGUUCAUCUUUGAGGCGCCCGAGGAUGUCAACCAGACAGCGCUUCCCGCAUACGGCGGUCGUCUACUAGUCAAGGGCAGCAACGGGGAGACUGUAGGCAUUUCAUAUCAAGGACUGGCUUUCGACUUGCAGAAGCAGAUGGAGAGUCCCUUUCAUGGGACGUACCCAUGGUUGAGGUCGACGAGCGCGUAUAGUAACAAGACGACCUUCAGCUUCGAACUGGCUAGUGGUAUACAAGACUUUCCCAUGAUGUUCAUGAAGGUCAAAUGGGCCACCAGAGAGGUUCGGUGGGAUAUAUAUGAAACCGACUUUGACGAGGCGCGAGACUGGGAGUACCCCCCCGUGUCCGGACAACGAGGCUACAUCGGCUCAGCCACAUCUUGGGCGUCUGCCGGUAAGACGUCGAGCUUCAACCCCGCUCGUCACAACGCCAGCGAUACUUUCUCGUUUCCAGAGACAGAUGUCGCGAGGAACGCGCUGACGACGGGCGGGUUCACGACGGCGUACUAUUGGUUCGGCAAGUUGGGCGACGGAAGCGUCAUGGCACCGGGCAACUACACAAUGAGGUUUGCGGUUCUGCUACCAUUUGCUGAUCCCCAGCUAAGUGAAAGCUGGAAGGGGUUGACGACCAAGUUCACAGUCUUGCCGAAAGUUGGGAACAGCACAAUUAGCAGAAGGUGGUAUUGA